Messenger RNA from Arabis nemorensis, 3159 nucleotides. The record is from the annotation of a GenBank genome assembly. Lineage: Eukaryota; Viridiplantae; Streptophyta; Magnoliopsida; Brassicales; Brassicaceae.
AUGUUUGUGUCUCCAUGGUCGACAGAAUUCAAUCCGGAGAUUCCUCUAAUCACCUCGGCUCCUGUUACAGUGGAACUCAGAGGUGUCCCUUAUCUCCUCUUCACCAGACAAAGUCUCAGCAGAAUUGCGACGGCGUUGGGGAAACCGGUUUCCCUUGCACCUGAAACAGAACGCAAAAAGUCUUUUGAAGUUGCGAGAAUGGUUGUUCGUGUGGAUCUGACCAAAGAUUUACCGUCGAAGGUUAUUUUUGGUUUCUCAAAUGGCAGAGAAGUGGAAAUUGAUGUCUCUUAUCCUUUCCUUCCACCAAGAUGCUCGUCUUAUAAGGAAUAUGGCCAUGCUUCUAAUGCUUGCUCUUUAAGGCCUAGUAACAUCUCUUCCCUCAUGCGCAGUAAUACGAGAUCGAGAAGUAAAGAGUAUAGACAUGGUAAAAGGUCUAGGCCAGGAAGGUCAAGGAGAACCGAACCGACUAAAUAUGUCUGGAUGGCUGUUGAAAAUCAGACUAUGCCAUUGAAAUUUACUAUAGAAGGGCCACCUGAGGUAAAACAGUCAACUGUUCUAAAGGAGGAUGUUGAUGUGGGUAACUCUGCAACUCAUACUACUACAGGCUCAGAGAAAAACACAAUAUCACCAGAUGGUAUUGCAUCAGAUUCAAUCGAAAAGCACAUCUCAGAAAAGUCUGUACAAGUGGAAGAGGAAGCUCCUUUCUUCUUGGUCUCGCGCAAGCAGAGUGGCCGUAAGGGAGCGUUUUGUGAAACGCAUAUACAAUCUAGUAAUUCAGGAAGAAUAUUGAGAGCAAUUCCACUAGGCUGGAAUUUUUUUAGAAAUUUUGAACAUCACAUCACGGGAAGGAUUGUGGUGGUCUGGGACCCGUCCGUGUCUCUAGUGAUCUAUCAAGCUUCUGCUCAAUUAGUUACUUGCGGCAUCUUCAUUCCUGCUCAGAAUGUAAGUUUGACAGUCUCCUUUGCUUAUGGUUUUAAUCUGGUCGAGCACAGAUUGUCUCUUUGGGAGGAAUUGUCAGAUAUUAAUGCAACUACGCCGGUUGCUUCUCACCCUUGGGCUGUUGUUGGAGACUUCAACCAAAUUCUUAGAGUCUCUCACCACUCUGAUCAUGCGCUCAGAGAUGUUGAUACGUCGGGUAUGGAAGACUUCAAUCUGGCUCUUCAGGAUGCAGAACUCUUUGAAGCUCAAGCUAAGGGUAUUUCCUUCACUUGGUGGAACAACCAAGAUGAUGAUCCUAUCUCUAAGAAGAUCGACCAUUCUCUCAGUAAUCAGUACUGGUAUGCUAGUUUCCCUGAUUCCUAUGCAGAAUCUUGGAGCCUUUGCAAUCAGACCACGCUGCUUGUCUCAUCAGGUCAAGCUUGGAAUCCUCAAGUUAUUCAAGGAACUCGUCAAUUCAAGCUGGUAAGAUCUUUAAAGCUUCUCAAGCUUGUUUUAAGGCGGCUCAACAAGCAUCAUUACAGUGGGAUAUCUGUUAGAGUUAAGACUCAAGCGGCCAAAAUUGCUAGGUUGCAGCGGGUUCUUCUAUCAAACCCUAAACCACAUAUAACAAGACAAGAGCAUCAGGCUAGAGAGGUGUGGCAGCUGCUUCUAACGGCUGAAGAGAAGUUUUAUUGUCAUAAAUCUCGUGUUAGGUGGGCUCACUUGGGGGACAGGAACACUCCUUUCUUCCAAAAGUCUGUCUUGCAACACGCUGCUAGAAAUCAUAUCCACUUCCUUAAAGAUCAGACGGAUAGGAGAAUUAAUACCAUCGAGGAAAUCAAAGCUCACUCGGCGGGUUACUUUGAGAAUACCUUGGGCUGUAUUGAGAUGCCUACAUCCCUGGUUUCUGUGAUUGAGUUACAAAGCUUGAUGCCUUUUCGCUGCUCUGAAUCUCAGAUCCAAGAUAUCCUGAAACAGAAUAUAAUCAGACUGCAUCAUCUUUGUAUGGCUCCGCCUCUCACUCACCUACUAUUUGCUAAUGAUUUGUUGGUAUUUUCAGAUGGAGCUCGUCACUCCUUAACUAGUACAGCUGAGGUAAUGUCUUCCUUCAAGCUUAUGAGCGGUCUUGACAUGAAUGCAUCGAAAUCAAAAAUUUUCUUUGGCGGUUACAUGGAAAUUGAACAAGCAGUUUUGAGCUCUUUGUCUGGUAUCAAGCUUGGUUCUUUCCCCACCAGGUAUUCGGGCCUUUCGCUUAACCCUGCUAGAAUCUCUUUUGCCACUCUCCAACCAUUUAUUGAGCGGGUUACAUCAAAGCUUCAUUCAUGGACAGUUAAGCUCCUGUCUUUUGCUGGUAAAAUCACUCUAAUUUCUUCUGUCAUCUAUGGGAUGGUGAAUUUCUGGAGUGCAGUAUUUGUCCUUUCGAAACGAUUCUAUGAGAAGAUAUACUCUCUAUGUGCUGCAUUUCUUUGGAAAAACAGAACCACAACCGCCGUUGGUGCUAGAGUGGCUUGGAAAGAGGUUUGUAAGCCAAAGCAGGAAGGAGGGCUUGGAAUAAGGCUGCUGGAGGACUUUGCUGUCGUAUUCCAACUUAAACUGAUUUGGAACUUGUUCUCUAAUGCAUGGUCUUUGUGGGUUGCUUGGGUAAAAGGAAAUAUUUUUCAGAGGAAGAGCUUCUGGGUCACACAGGACUCCCCUCGAUUCUCUCGAGCCAUUAGAAAUAUGCUCACUCUCAAAUUGGUUCUGCAAAACUUUCUCCGGUGCGAGUUGGGCGAUGAGAAGCAUGCUUCCUUUUGGUAUGACUCAUGGACUGCAUUGGGGCCUCUCAUUGAUUACAUUGGUGAAAUUGGUCCAAGACAGCUACGUGUCAGAAAAGAUGCCCGUGUGAUUGAGGCCACUCGGAAUGACGGCUGGAGAAUGCCGGGAGCAAAGUCUGAGAGAACGCAGACUUUCUUGCUCACUCUCACAACAAUUGCUCCUCCUGAGGAGUCAAGGGGUUAUGAUGUCUUCCUUUGGCGUAAGCCAUCUGGUACGUUCUCUCCAACUUUCUCCUCUAAGGAUACCUGGGAACAAAUGCGUGACCAUUCUCCUCGAGUUCCUUGGUGUAAAAAUUUGGUUGGCUCCACCCAUGACGCUACAGGCUGCAGCGAAUUAGAUUCUACAGCCGAGAUCUCAGGCGUCAUCACAGGCCUCCGUCAUCAUCAAAAUCAUCCUGCAAGCGACGACGUAUCUAAUUUGGCGUGA